AUGGAUGACUACUACGAAACUAAUGCGCUGCCUCCCCAGGAGGUGCAGCGUCAAAUGCCACAACACCUCGAGGGGCAGCAACAGCCGCAGCAGCAACAGCCGCAGCAGCAACAGCCGCAGCAGCAACACACGCAGCAGGCAAGGAAAGCCAUCAUUCCUGUCAUCAAGUAUUGGGGCUAUACGGAGGAGAAGCUUUCGCGGGGAAAACUUUUCGGGGACUUCGGUUUUAUUCAAGUUCGCCUUCCUAUCGAGACCGGCGACGGAGCCACAUUCGUCUUCCCAGAUGCUGUUACCAUGGAUGACUACUACGAAACUAAUGCGCUGCCUCCCCAGGAGGUGCAGCGUCAAAUGCCACAACACCUCGAGGGGCAGCAACAGCCGCAGCAGCAACAGCCGCAGCAGCAACAGCCGCAGCAGCAGCAGCAACAGCAGCAGCAGUCCUCCGGCAACGUCAUCGACAUGAUCAAUCGUUCAUCGGUAUCAGGCUCGCAAAUGCCUCUGCAACCGCCACCGUCCGCGAUGCCACAACUCAUACCGAACCAACCGAUGAUAUCAGGGGACUCUCUGGAUGAUAUCAUAAGGAAUAAUCACACUGAGAUGCACCGCCGAAAGAGCAUGCCCCAUGCUUACGGAAGUCCCCUUAUGCAAGACGAAAACCCUCGGCGAAUGUCUUCUAUCGCGGCCUCUGAGGAUGUCAUGGCUUUUGACCCAAGUCAGCAUGACUUGGGAAACUUCCAGUUUUCACAGCCCGUUGGCUCAUCAUUUCAUGGCAUCAAUCCAAGUUUAGAAAUGACAGAUCAGAUGGGAGGUUUUGUUACCGAUGCGGCUGACUACUCUGGAAUUUCGGCCGACCUGAUCGGUCCUAUGAAUCCACCUCCAUUCGGCAACGUCGAGUUGAGCCAGAUGACGAACGAGCCUUCACUAUCACUCUUCCCACCAUCGCCUGUUCCUGGAGCAGCGUCUGGGGCGAGGUCCAUGAACAGUGCGUUUGCUUCUGGACAAAUGCCCGACUUGAGUGCGACAUUCGCGACAGAACCGGCGCCGAGUAGCUCAACUCUUACAACAACUUCGAAUACGCUACCCGGCUCUAUGGACGACCAUCCCGAUAGCAUGAUGCAUAUCUCGACCUCGCAGUUGAAUGCCGUGAAUCCACCGGCGGGUCGGGUGCCUGAAACAAUGGCUGCGAACCCCGUGUCAAACAACUUGGGGCAACCGUUACCGCAUUCACUGUCAGGGCACAUAUCUUCCGAAUCAGCGAUCACUCAGCCAAAUUCUACAUCUGGGCCCACUACUCCAGCCACGAUAUCAACGCCUCGAGAAAACAAGGAGAAAACAAUAUACUCCAAGAGUGGGUUUGAUAUGCUGAAAGCACUGUGGCUGGUGGCCACAAGGAAAGACCCGAAGAUUCAUCUCGGGGCCGUUGACAUGUCAUGUGCAUUUGUCGUUUGUGACGUCACAAUGAACGACUGCCCAAUCAUUUAUGUGUCAGAUAAUUUCCAGAAUCUUACGGGAUACAGCCGCCAUGAGAUUGUAGGUCAGAAUUGUCGCUUUCUUCAAGCACCAGACGGCAAGGUUGAGGCUGGAUCCAAACGCGAAUUCGUGGAUGAUGGUGCCGUUUAUAAUUUGAAGAAGAUGAUUCAAGAGGGCCGUGAGGUUCAACAAAGCUUGAUUAAUUAUCGAAAAGGCGGAAAGCCAUUUCUAAACUUGCUGACCAUGAUACCGAUACCAUGGGACACGGACGAUAUCAGAUAUUUCAUUGGAUUCCAGAUCGACCUCGUCGAAUGCCCAGAUGCUAUUUCAGGACAAGAGCUCGGUGGCGUCAAAGUCAAUUACAAGCACAAUGAUAUUGGUCAGUAUAUCUGGACACCGCCAGCUUCCAGUCAAUGGGAGCCAGAGAACGGGCAAACGUUGGGCGUUGAUGAUGUAUCAACACUCCUUCAGCAGUUUAGCCCAAAGGGAUUGGUGUCUGAUUGGCAUAAGCAGUCCUGGGAUAAGAUGCUGUUGGAGAACACCGAUGAUGUUGUUCAUGUCCUGUCUCUUAAAGGAUUAUUCUUGUAUUUAUCCCCGUCUUCGAAGCGAGUUCUGGAGUAUGAUGCUAUUGACCUCGUCGGCAAUUCAUUAUCCUCGGUUUGCCAUCCCUCCGACAUUGUACCUGUUACACGAGAAUUGAAGGAUGCGACAGCUAGCACCCAAGUUAAUAUUGUUUUCAGGAUAAGACGGAAGUCAAGCGGGUAUACGUGGUUUGAAAGUCACGGGUCAUUGUUUGUUGAGCAGGGUAAAGGUAGGAAGUGUCUCAUCUUGGUUGGCCGCAAACGACCUGUCUUUGCACUUAGUCGCAAAAACUUGGAGACAAAUGGUGGCAUCGGCGAUAGUGAGCUGUGGACCAAGUUGUCGACUUCGGGAAUGUUCUUGUUUGUUUCAUCGAACGUCAGGUCGUUAUUGGAUUUACAGCCCGAAUCACUUGUCGGCACAAGCAUCCAAGAGCUCAUGCGAAAGGAAUCUCGCCUUGAGUUCGGGCGAUCAAUCGAAGUGGCUCGUCGAGGGAAAAUUGUUACUUGCAAGCAUGAAGUCCAGAAUCGUCGAGGCCAGGGUCUACAGGCCCAAACCACACUGUAUCCGGGUGAUGCUCCAGAAGGGCAGAAGCCAUCAUUUCUACUCGCACAGACAAAGUUGCUGAAAGCGUCGUCCAGGAGUGUUAUCCCAGCGACUGCGACGAGCAAUAGCAAAGCAGCCUCAACAUCAUCUCAUUCUAACGCGAUUCCUGAAUUACAUUCGGGUGCCGGGCAACUCUCCCAACCGACGGGAGGGACUUUGCCGCCCGGGACACAGGAUGCAGCCUUAGCAGCCGAAGACAACAUCUUCGACGAGCUUCGCACGACAAAAUGCUCCAGCUGGCAAUUUGAGCUGAGGCAGAUGGAGAAGGUGAAUAGGAUUCUUGCUGAAGAGCUUGGUGGGCUUCUGUCCAACAAAAAGAAGAGAAAACGACGAAAAGGGGUCGGAAAUAUGACCGGACGUGUGUCGCCGCGGAACUCUUCUCGGGGAGGCAAUAAUGGCAACGGUGAUUCACAGAGCAAGAAGUCUCCAUCUCCGAUUCAUUCAUCUCCUUUGCAUAAAGAACUUGCUUCUGAGAACUCGGCUUCGCAAACUGUAGCAGCCAAAGGCGACACAGACGAGACCGACAGGCUGAAUCCCUCACAGCUAGGCAACCACGUUUCCAACGAUGCAUCGGAGUCCAACUUGGUUCAAAGACAGACAAUGGCGAUGCCACCUCCAAGCCAGCCCUCACUUUCGAGUAGUGUAGCAGGCUCGGGUAUGACGUCUAUUCGUGAAGAACAGGAAGCGAUUGCCUGUUGCAAGUUUGCACUGUACCAAGACAAUGCCAGUAUUUACCUGCUCCUCAAGUUUGCAAUGCCCUCAGGCAACCCAACUCUAUUCAAACUGGUCCAAGACUCUUCUACCUUGCCUCCUUGA
This is a messenger RNA of Metarhizium acridum CQMa 102, 3471 nucleotides long. Lineage: Eukaryota; Fungi; Ascomycota; Sordariomycetes; Hypocreales; Clavicipitaceae. The record is from RefSeq and is a predicted model, not a curated record.